UCAAGCUGCAGCACGCAGCUCAGCUUUAAACGACAGGCAGACCGAGAGACCAGAUCGAUGGCGGGCUACAGGGCGCUCGGCGUCCUCCUGGCCGCGGCCGCGCUCCUGGCCGCGGCAGUGAGGGCGGCGGACGACGACCACAUGCACCAGUGGAGGUGCUUCAAGUCGUGCGCGAGGGACUGCCAGGAGGAGGACGCCGCCGAGGACGGCGCCCCCGGCGACGGCGGAGGCGUCUCCCGGCGGUGCAAGACCGGGUGCCUGCACGAGUGCUUCGAGGACCUGCCGGCCCUCUGCUACGAGCAGUGCGUCGUCAGCACCUGCCUCUGCCUCCCACCCUAUAGCAAGGAGAAAGUGACGUGCAUGAAGAACUGCUGCGACAAGUGCUUCCACCACGGCCCGCCUGCGCCCGGUCCCGGCCCGAAGCCGCCCAAGCCUGGGCCCCCGAACCCGCCAACUCCAGCACCACCGAAGCCGAGGCCGCCAACGCCACCAACGCCAACGCCGAAGCCACCCGCGCCCAAGGCGCCGCCGCCGCCGAAGAAGCCGCCGUGUCCCCCCGGCAGCGAAACCGUGAACGCCAACGACAACUACAACUGAUAGGAUGGAUCCGCCACUGCCAGCAAGAAUAACUCGCCGUGCUUGACGUAUAUACGUACAUGCGUGCGAUCAAGUAGAGGUCCCAUGGUAUACGUCGUCGUAUAAAUGUAUACGCAGUGCGGAGUCCGAAUUAAUUGCUGCUGCUAGUAAGGAUAUAAGAAAUGCUAUACAUGUGUCUCGUUGCUGGGCACAAACCAUAACAUCAAAUGCCUAAUAGUAGUUCUAUAAAUGGACGCAUGAUGUACUGAAAUGUAUCUUCUAUGGUACACACAGCAUAUGUAUACACAUCAGCUAAGUUUUAUGCU
Setaria italica (foxtail millet) is the source of this 902-nucleotide messenger RNA. RefSeq names its product histidine-rich glycoprotein. The record is from RefSeq and is a predicted model, not a curated record. The transcript has 2 exons. NCBI's taxonomy places the organism in Eukaryota, Viridiplantae, Streptophyta, Magnoliopsida, Poales, Poaceae. The coding region runs from base 58 to 597 and encodes 179 amino acids.